AUGUUGGGAUCUGGGACACUGCGACCCGAAGCGAUGCUCGGGCAAGAGAUUGAUGCAUUUGGGAUUGAUGCGGGAGCUAGUCCGAAUGCGAAGAAAAUCAUCUCCCCUGCGGACCGAGACAUACUAGAACAAUAUGGCGCUGCAGUAGUGGAAUGCUCAUGGGUAAGAUUGAAGGAAGUACCUUUCUCGCGCAUAGGAGGAAAGUGUGAAAGACUUCUGCCCUAUCUCGUCGCAGCCAACACAGUGAACUACGGACGGCCAUGGCGGUUAAACUGUGUCGAAGCCCUGGCAGCCUGCUUCUGUAUUUGCGGUCAUGAAGAUUGGGCUAGAGAGGUUCUUAAGCAUUUCAGUUACGGCGAAGCUUUCCUCGAUAUUAAUUCGCAACUCCUGAAGCGAUACGCCGCCUGCGCCACAGAAGAAGACAUCAAACGGACCGAGGAAGAGUGGUUGGCUAAGAUUGAGAAAGAAUACGAAGACAGUCGUGUCGAAGGUGCCGAUGAUAUGUGGACAGUGGGAAAUACGAACCGGAGGGCAGAUGAUUCUGAUUCCGAUAAUAAGGAUAGCGAAGAUGAUGAAGAGGGCGACAAAGACAAAGAGAAGAAUGAUGAAGAGGAAGAGCCGGAAGAAGAAAAAGACCCUUUUGCCAUUUCGGAUGACUCUGAAGAAGAAGAGCAGAUGGCCGAAAUCCGCCGCAAAAUUCUCAACUCCAAGUCUUUUCAGAAUCCUACGAUUCCCGACAAGCCCCAACCUGAGAAGAUCACACGUCCAGAUGCAGGGCCGGUUGAAGACUCAGACGCCGAGUCCGGGUCUGCGGGUGGGAGUGACGACGAAGCGUUUGACAAUAUCAUCGAUGCGACACCGGUGACGGAUCGGACAGGUAUUAUUGCUGCGACCCGGAAAAAAGGGAACGACACCCUCAGCGCGUCGUUUUCUCGAACGGUGAUUAGUGCUCCUAAGCGGUGGUAG
Aspergillus bombycis is the source of this 966-nucleotide messenger RNA. Its product is annotated as RLI and DUF367 domain protein. The transcript has 3 exons. Bases 1 to 966 code for a protein of 321 amino acids. Gene Ontology annotation, molecular function: rRNA small subunit aminocarboxypropyltransferase activity. NCBI's taxonomy places the organism in Eukaryota, Fungi, Ascomycota, Eurotiomycetes, Eurotiales, Aspergillaceae. The record is from RefSeq and is a predicted model, not a curated record. Gene Ontology annotation, biological process: maturation of SSU-rRNA.